Puccinia triticina is the source of this 984-nucleotide messenger RNA. RefSeq lists its product as uncharacterized. The coding region runs from base 1 to 984 and encodes 327 amino acids. Gene Ontology annotation, cellular component: intracellular membrane-bounded organelle. Gene Ontology annotation, molecular function: ribose-5-phosphate isomerase activity. The transcript has 6 exons. NCBI's taxonomy places the organism in Eukaryota, Fungi, Basidiomycota, Pucciniomycetes, Pucciniales, Pucciniaceae. Gene Ontology annotation, biological process: D-ribose metabolic process; pentose-phosphate shunt, non-oxidative branch. The record is from RefSeq and is a predicted model, not a curated record.
AUGACCGGCCAAUUCAAUACCUUCUCCCAAGCAUCCACAGCUCCCCUCCACUCCAAGCCCGAUCCGAAGCUGCAGACCCGCCAGUCAGUCCCGGCAACCAACCCCGCCGGCCUGGACCCCAUCGAGGCCUCCAAACAGCUCGCCGCAUAUGCCGCCGUCGACCAGCACAUCCUGCCCCACCAUCGGGUCAUCGGAAUCGGGAGUGGAUCUACCGUGCCCUACGUCGUCGAAAGAAUCGUCCAGCAGGGCCACGAAACAAACGAAUCUAGAUGGUUCAUUCCCACCGGAUUCCAGUCGAAAGAGCUGAUAGUCAAGGCGGGCUUGAACCUCGGAGAUGUCGACCAGUUCCCCCGGCUGGACAUCACCCUGGACGGGGCGGACGAGGUGGAUGCGGAUCUGAAUGCGAUCAAGGGCGGGGGGGCGUGCCAUCUGCGAGAAAAGGUGCUCGCCGAGGCCGCCGACAAGUUCAUCCUCGUCGCCGACGCCCGCAAGGACUCCGCCCUGCUCGGCACCAACUGGAGGGCCGGCGUGCCUAUCGAGGUCGUCCCCUUCGCCUGGGCCAAAGUCAUGUCCAACAUCCAGCUCAUGGGCUGUCCUCAUCCCGUACGCUCUCAUCCUUCCCUUCUCCCUCCCUCCCUCUCUCCACUCACACACACACACACACACACACAGACCCUCAGAAUGGGAAAAUCGAAAGCCGGCCCAGUCGUCACCGAUAACGGAAACUUCGUCAUCGACGCCCCGUUCGACGAGAUUUACAUGCGCGACCCCAGCGAGCUGUCGUACCGCCUGAAAAUGCUGACCGGCGUGUUAGAAGUGGGGCUGUUUUGCGGGAUGGCCCAGGAGGCGUAUUUCGGAAACUCGGACGGGACGGUGACGAUCCGGUCGAAGAACGGCAAGACCCGAAUGAUGUCCGUCGAAGAGGGCAAGACCAAGAUACAAUCCAACGGCCACCAUCCCUCUUCUAAACCGCCGAGCCACUAG